Messenger RNA from Phragmites australis (common reed), 1017 nucleotides. RefSeq lists its product as uncharacterized. Bases 144 to 653 code for a protein of 169 amino acids. NCBI's taxonomy places the organism in Eukaryota, Viridiplantae, Streptophyta, Magnoliopsida, Poales, Poaceae. The record is from RefSeq and is a predicted model, not a curated record. The transcript is spliced from 3 exons.
GCCACUUGAGCGGUUGCUCUCCCCAUCUAUAACUGUACACCACCAGUUGCUCUGCGCCUCUGCCUCGCCUCGCUCCCCCAGCGCAGUCGCCGCUCCCGAGUCUCUUCGUCGUGCGCCGACCCCACCCAGUUCGUCCGCGCAGCAUGGGGAACUGCCAAGCAGCGGAGGCGGCGACGGUGGUGCUCCAGCACCCGGGCGGGCGGGUGGAGCGGCUCUACUGGUCCACCAGCGCCGCCGAGGUCAUGCGCGCCAACCCGGGACACUACGUCGCGCUCGUCACCCUCCGCGUCGCCGAGGAGCGCCACGACGCCGUGGACGGCGCGCGCCGCACCGUGCGCCUCACGCGCGUCAAGCUGCUCAAGCCCAAGGAGACCCUGCUCCUCGGCCACGUCUACCGCCUCAUCACCACCCAGGAGGUGACGAAGGCGAUGCAGGCUAGAAAGGAGGAGAAGCUGAAGAAGGCGCAGCAGCAGCUGUUGGAGUCGAGGCAGAGCAAGGCGAGGGGCGCGGCCGAGGAGGAGGACGACGAGGAGGCCUUGGACGCCAGUCUUGAUCAGUUGGCGCGACAGGACAGGGACGACAACCGGAGCUCCAGUGCGCGGCACCGGCAAUGGCGCCCGUCGCUGCAAAGAAUCGACGAAGCCGCGAGCUGAUCGAUGCCCAGUCAUACACUCACACCACAGAAUAGUAGGGCCGUAAUUGUUGACCGGUGAACCUGUAUUUUCGGUGUUCACCUGGCCUUAAUUAGCUCGCGAGGGUUGCUACAUUUGCACACUGUGGGUUGAAGUUUGACUGUUUGUCGCCUCGUGAUGAGAGGACUGCUUUAGAAGUAGCUGCCUCGAAUCCGUGUAAAUUUUCAGGUCUUCUCAGGCGUUUGUUAGUGAGACUGCUUGCUUUCUCGAUACUUUUACACAUCGAAUCAGAACAAAUUAAAGUAGCUUAGAUUUAAAACAAGAAAUGUCAUGUACCUGUUACUAUUCCAUUACAGAUGGGAAUCAAGCGCAUACCUUUUGAAGA